Molecule: messenger RNA, 696 nt
Organism: Nipponia nippon (crested ibis)
Lineage: Eukaryota; Metazoa; Chordata; Aves; Pelecaniformes; Threskiornithidae
Source: RefSeq, a predicted model, not a curated record
AUGACGCUGAAACAGCUGUACGUGCUGUACCAGAACGCAUCCAGAAAAAGCGUUAGGACCGGAGGACGCAGGAGCAGCAGCCUCACGGCGGGACGGCGCACACGAUUCACCCUCCGUUUGCGAUGGCGCCUGACGCCCCGAGGGAAAAGGAGAAACCGCCAAGGGGAAACAAGCCGCCUCGCCUCCCAGAUCAGGAGACUCUACGGAGCAAACAGGCGGCCUAAAAAGCCGUUUUGGCUCUGUCUGACGGAGUUUGUGGUGGGCUCGUUGAUCUACGAGGAGUGUUUUCGCAUGAACGAUGGCUUCUCCAAUUAUUUGAUGGAUACAACUCAAGAAAGUUACCUGGACCUGUUUCCUUUAGAUAUAAUUGUUUACCUCACUCCUGACUCUGAGAAUGUCCUUGAAGAUAUUGAUCCAAAGAAAGUGUACGUCCUUGGAGGCCUGGUGGAUGAAAGUAUUCACAAGAAGCUGACUCUGCAAAGGGCGCAGGAGCAGUCCUUGCAAACAGCCCGCCUCCCCAUUCGCGAGUACAUGGUGAAAAACGUUAACACCAAGAACUACCACUCAGAGACGCUGGCAAUUAAUCAAGUUUUUGAUGUCUUGUCAACUUACUAUGAGACCCGAAGCUGGCCAGCAGCCUUGAAAGCUGGAGUCUCUUCUGGAAAAGGCUAUGUGCUACCAGAUACAGUGAAAUAA